UUCAACUUAAUGUUAUGAUUCAUAGAUCUAUGAUUCAUAAAUGGGUUGUCAUUGCUUGGCGUUUACAGCUCGGUUCUACAUUUAUUUCUUUCGUUUCAGAGAUGCUGCCCUAUGAUUCCGUGAACCGAGAGACAGCCAACAAACUUGACGCGGUUGUUCUGGCACCAGACUACAGACUUGCUCCUCAGUAUCCAUACCCAGCUGCCCUGGAAGACUGCAUUUCUGCCAUCAAGUUCUUUCUCCAGGAUAAAGUUCUUGCAAAAUAUGGAGUGGAUCCCAAUCGCAUCUGUAUUUCAGGAGACAGUUCUGGCGGUGCCUUCGCAGCAACAGUGGCUCAACUGCUACAGGAUGACCCACAAUACAAGGACAAUAUUAAGGCACAGACCUUGCUAUACCCUAUACUACAGACACUUGAUACCUUGACACCAUCUUACCAAACAUAUGAACAUGGCCCCUUUCUGUCAAGGAGAAUAGCAAUGAAGUUGACAUGUCUAUAUUUAACAGACAAUAAAGAAUUACCUGAGACAAUACUCAGAAAUAAUCAUGUGCCUCACGAAUCAAGACAUCUGUUCAAGUUUGUUAACUGGAGUGACUUUCUCCCAGAGAAAUACAAAAAGAACCAUGUUUACAAGGAACCAGUUCUUGGAAACAUAAAUGCUUCUCACCCAGCACUUAUGGAUAAUAAAGUGUCACCCUUAUUAGUCAAUGACUCUCAGUUACAGAGGUUGCCACUAACUUACAUCCUCACAUGUGAACAUGACAUCGUAAGAGAUGAUGGACUUAUUUAUGUCACACGACUCAGAAAUGCUGGAGUUCCAGUCACUCAUGACCACAUAGAAGAUGGAUUCCAUGGAGCCAUAUCAUUUGCCACGUCACCACUUCAUUUACAACUAGGUUUGAGAUUAAGAGAUAAGUAUAUAAGUUGGCUAGAAGAAAAUCUGUAAAUCAAUGGUAUAUGUAGCUAGGCAGUCACUCUGUUAGCAACUUAAUUUCUGCCAAGGGUUUUAGUUGUGUGAUGUCCAUACAGAAAUUCAAUUUCCUCAGUGUAAAUUAGAUUACUUUUUGGUUUUAUUCACUUUAUAUGAAGUUUAUAUAUUGUUUAGUGCUAAAGUUUUCUGUGUAUUGGGGACCAGUGUUAACAUCUUCACUAUAAAUAGUUCCAA
Acomys russatus (golden spiny mouse) is the source of this 1163-nucleotide messenger RNA. Its product is annotated as arylacetamide deacetylase-like 2. Bases 15 to 944 code for a protein of 309 amino acids. The record is from RefSeq and is a predicted model, not a curated record. The transcript is spliced from 3 exons. Gene Ontology annotation, molecular function: hydrolase activity. NCBI's taxonomy places the organism in Eukaryota, Metazoa, Chordata, Mammalia, Rodentia, Muridae.